UCUGUCACAUAAACCUUGCCUUGUGCACAGCUGUUUGGCCAUUGACCAGAAUUAAUGCGGAGUAUUUUCGUGUAUACAAACUGACAAUAUUUGGAUAGACAGCAUAAAACGUUUUAUCGGAGGAGGGCAGACUGCUGGACGAGAUACAGAUAUGAUGCUGUGUAGCCUGAUAGCCACUCUUGCUUUCUCACCUACACACUGAAGCUCUGGACUGGCAUCUCAACAUAAAUACUGCUCACAUAGUGGAUGUGUUACAUUGGCUGUGAUCUAUUCGUGCUUAUAGAUCUUCGUCCUAAUAAGGAUCAACAAGCUGUACAGAUAAAGUCUUUUUGAGUGGUGGGCAGUAUUUAAGAUGUACUCGCCACAGAGGAAGGACUUUGUCUCUUUGACACUGGGAGACCAGCAUAGCUACACCAACGGCAAGCACCGCAGACAGUCCUGCUGGAGGAAAUGGAAGCAGCUGUCUCGACUUCAGCGCAGUCUCGUUCUUUUCCUGCUGGCCUUCCUCUUCAUCUGUGGGAUUCUGUCGUACCCCAGUCUUACGGAGCAGUGGAGAGGUUUCUCUGAUAGAUCAGUGAAGGAGGAUUGGGUAGAGAUGGAUAACAGAGGUCUCAGGCCCAUCCCGCCUGGCCUUGUCCCAAAAUUCCCAGUGGUGCCUGUCGCUGGGGUCAUCCAGGAUUUCCCGCUGGAAGUACUGCCGGAGCUUCAAAGACCAAGUGUUCCAAUCCUCCCCAAACCUCCAGCCAUGAGGAAGCCCCCCAGCAAACGUGGCCCUCCAGCCCUACAGAAGCGAGGGAACAUGACAGACUGGCAGGUGAAAGACAAAGAAGAGCCUGUGGCCAAGAAAGACGAAGAGGAAGGAAAAGAAGCGAAAACAGUCAUUAGCUGGCGUGGGGCGAUGAUAGAGGAAGAGCAGGGGACGGAUAUUCAGCCCACUGCUCGUGGAAAAGAGGCAGCAACACCAGCUGAUUCCGAGGAGGCUGCCCCGUUAAAACCAGUUACAGUUAAACCUGUGGAUCGUGUAGAGGCAGUGCGAGAGGCUUUCAGGCAUGCGUGGAAAGGCUAUAAGGCAUUUGCAUGGGGCCAUGAUGAACUGAAGCCCAUCUCUAAGACUCAUGGAGAGUGGUUCGGCCUGGGUCUCACUCUGAUAGAUGCACUGGACACUAUGUGGAUACUGGGCCUGAAGGACGAGUUUGAAGAAGCAAGAAAAUGGGUCGAGACAGAAUUAUCCUUUUCCAAGAAUGUGGAUGUAAAUCUUUUUGAAAGUACCAUCCGUAUUUUAGGGGGUCUCUUGAGCACAUACAACCUGACUGGAGACAUUCUGUUUCUGGACAAAGCUAAAGACAUUGGCUCCAGAUUAAUGCCUGCCUUUAAGACCCCGUCAAAAAUCCCCUUCUCUGACGUAAACAUUGGUAAAGGAACGGCUCACCCUCCACGCUGGACCACAGACAGCACUGUCGCAGAAGUCACCAGCAUUCAGCUUGAAUUCAGAGAGCUCAGCAGACUUACUCAUGACCCACAGUACCAGACAGCAGUGGAGGAGGUGACAAGACAGGUACACAAGUUGGAAGGAAAGCAUGAUGGUCUGGUGCCCAUGUUCAUCAACACCAACAGUGGGAAGUUCACGCGCCGAGGAGCCUUCACGCUGGGGGCCCGUGCCGACAGUUACUAUGAGUACCUGCUGAAACAGUGGCUACAGGGCGGCAAGAAAGAGACCGAGCUGCUCGAGGACUAUAUUCAGGCUAUAGAGGGCGUCAAAAAGAAUCUCUUGAGACAAACGUCUCUUAGUAAACUGACCUUUAUAGGGGAGCUUUCCAAUGGCCGUCUCAGCCCCAAGAUGGAUCAUUUAGUGUGUUUUCUGCCUGGCACGCUGGCUCUCGGUGCUCAUAAUGGUCUGCCUGCUGAUCACAUGGAUCUGGCCCUGCAGUUGAUGGAGACUUGUCAUCAGAUGUAUGUGCAGAUGGAGACAGGCUUGAGCCCUGAGAUCGCUCACUUUAACUUGCAGUACCACAACGGACGAGAUAUAGAUGUAAAGCCUGCAGACAGACACAACUUACUAAGGCCUGAGACUGUGGAGAGUCUAUUCUACAUGUACAGAUUCACCAAGGACAGCAAAUACAGGGACUGGGGCUGGGACAUCUUGCAGAGUUUUAACAAGCACACUAGAGUCCCCAGUGGGGGCUACACCUCCAUAGGUAACGUCCGUGACCCAGUGAACCCCGCACCUAGAGAUAAGAUGGAGAGCUUCUUCCUUGGAGAGACGCUGAAGUAUCUCUUCCUCCUGUUCUCCGACGACACAGAGUUGAUCAGUCUGGACAAGUAUGUGUUUAACACUGAGGCCCAUCCACUCCCUAUAUGGCCCUCUACAUCCUGACGAGAGAGACUGGACUCAUAAUGGUCCUGAUGAAGACCUUAACAAGGAAUGAUGCUAGCUUGCAAAGAAAGUGACUCCUCAGAGGUUUUGUAUUAGAUUCUUAUAGUGGGAAGCUCUGCAGAGUUGAUUCUGUUCUGAAUAGAGGUGGUGAGUUAUGAACUGACCUUUAACUGUGCACUGAGGUUUUUUAGAAAAUGGUGAGACUUUUUUUCUCAUCUAGUGGGGUUGCACAAGAACAGAUUUGGUGGUGGUAUCACAGACUUUUGGUGGCGAAAAGCUUGGGGUGUCACAAAAUCAUGUUCUUUAAAGACAAGUUGAAUUAUCUCAAACAGUGUGUCAACUUUCAUUUUUCACUUUGUAUUUAACAAGAAUUCACUUAUUUAUGAACUCAUGGGACGACUGCAAAGAUACUUUUGCACGUUGGACAAGUUAUUCAGAUUCUCAAAACACUUGGAGGAUGCAUCAGUUUUUAGAUGUCUUAUCUUCCAUCUAUGGGACGGAAACAUUAGUGUCACAGCUUCGUAUCACAAUGCAGAUUGCUGAAUUCACACAUUUCACACAGUGAAAAAUGCCAAGCAUUUUGUCAAAUGAAGACUUUAAUUUAAGAUUUAGCUUUCUGUAUGAGUAGAUGGAUGCUCUUGAUUCAAAUGCCUUGCUUUAUGUUUGCAAGCUGUUAUGAAGGGACACUGCAAAUCAAUUUCUGUUGCCCUUUUGCAAGAGACAAGAUGCAUUUGGGACCAGUUUGAGCUCUUCCAGUUCUUCUUUGGAUUUAUUUGUGUUUUUUGUGGCUUGUUUGAAGCCCUGCGGGAUUGUGUAUUUUUCUGUUAUUUAAGUUAACUUUAGUGAAUAUUCUGAAGACUACCUGAAGAAUUGCUGCAUUGUAGAUUUGUCAUCAACAGAUUUUGGAGGCUGUUCCACAGAAACUGGAUGCUGUGACGCUGCAUUUAGUUCAAACUGAGAUCAAAUGUGUAUAUAUGUUAUUGUCCUAAUUCAGAUUUCACAAAUAAUUAAAAGCUCAACUAAUUGAAAAUGUUGCUUGAAGGAUAAACUUCCGGAUGUCAUAUCGGAGCAGUGUUGAUCUAUAUCCACACACUGCCAUCUGUUGCAAAAAUGUAAGACGAUUGUAAACCGGUUUGCAGAGUUUGAGUCAUACGACAAAUGCUUAUUUCUUUGAGUGGUCAGAUUUUUGGGUAACAUUUUACAGUAAGGUUAAAGGUUAAGAUUAACAAUGAAUAAUACUGAACAAUACUUUAAGAGCAUGUUUUAAUCUUAGUUAAUGCUUAUUUCUACAUAUACUAUAAAAAUGUUAACGUUCAACGUUGUAUACAUUAACAUUAAAGGGAUAGUUUACCCCAAACUGAAAAUUCUCUCAUUUACUCAACCUCAUCCCAUCCCAAAUGUGUAUGACUUUCUUUCAUCUGCUGAACUCGAAGGAUUUUAGAAGAAUUUCUCAGCUCUUUUGGUCCAUACAAUGCAAGUGAAUGGGUGCCAAAAUUCAUAUGCUCCAAAAAGACAAUAAAAGCAUCAUAAAAGUAUUCCAUACAACUCCAGCAGUUUAAUCCAUAUUUUCAGAAGUGAUAUGAUUGGUGUGGGUGAGAAAAAGAUCAAUAUUUAAAGAGCACCUAUUAUGGUUUUUCAAAUAUUACCUUUCAUGUAGUGUGUUAUAUAGCUGUUUGUGAAUGUAAAAAAGUCUGCAAAGUUUAAAAAAUCAAAGUGCACGAUAAAUGGAGUUAUUGACUCCCAAAAGAAAGAACCGAUUCUGAACACCUGAAACGAGUCCUUAGUAAUUCCAGACUUACUUCCUGUACUAACCUACGUAAUUUGGUAACAAAAAACCCGCCUCUGGUCUGUUUACAUGUACAGCCAGUGCACACUGUUAGCCUGUUAGCUGUUAGCCUCUGCUAACCGGCUAACUCACGUUAUUGUCAAACUACAUAUAAACUUACCACUGAGAAACAUCCUGUUCUCAUCGUGCUUGCAAUGGUGGUUCGGGUUGAUCUUCCGAUGUAACACUAUAGGACUCGGGCUCAAAUUGGUAAGGUAAAACCGAAGUGUAUAUUUUUUAUCAGACGGAGCUGAAACUCUGAUAUGGUAGUGGCAAUUUCUUUUCCUACACGCGCUGUAAGCAGUAGACCAAUCACAACAGACUGGGACAUCUGACCAGUCAGAGCAGAGUAGGCUCUCUGAAAGGAGGAGUUUAGAAUGAAUCCUUUAGAAUGGAUCAUUGAAGGAGUCGUUUUUGACACUGGAAAAAAGGGUAAUGCUGCAAUUUAAAUUGAGCAAAUUAAAGUGUUUUUUGACCUUGGAUGCAUGUAAAUCUAUUGUAUGAGACCUUUAAAACAAAAUUAGGCACGUUUAUAAAAAACAAAAUAGGUGCACUUUAAGUCAUUUUUUGCUUAAUUCUUCUCUCUGCCCAGUAGGGGGCGAUAUGCAUGAAGCCCGUGAAUCACCAAAAACACAAGAAGAAUGUGAAAGUGAUCUGUUUCUCACCCACACCUAUCAUAUCACUUCUGAAGAUAUUGAUGUAACCACUGGAGUCUUAUGGAUUACUUUUGUGCUGACUUAUGUGAUUUUUGUCUGGGCUUCAAAAUUUUGGCACCCAUUAAUUUGCAUUAUAUGGACCUACAGAGCUGAGAAAUUCACAUCUGAACACAUCUGGGAUGGCAUGAGGGUGAGUAAAUGAUGAAAGAAUUUUCAUUUUUGGGUGAACUAUUCCUUUAAUGCAUUAAGAACUAACAAUAAACAACAGUAUGUGUUAACUAAAUAAAUUAAUAUUAACCAAAAAUUAUAAAUGCUGUAAACAAUUGUGCAUUGUUAGUUCAUGCUAUCCUAAUGCAUUAAACAAUUCACCUGGGGGGCCCUGGGUAGCUCAGUGGUAAACUCGCUAGCUCGAAUCCCAGGGCGUGCUGAGUGACUCCAGCCAGGUCUCCCAAGCAACCAAAUUGGCCUGGUUUCUAGGGAGGACAGAGUAACAUGGGGUAACCUCCUCGUGAUCGCCAUAAUGUGGUUCGGUGGAGCGCAUGGUGAGUUGAGCGUGGAUGUCGCGGUCACACGCGCUAUGUCUCCGUGGCAACGCGCUCAACAAGCCACGUGAUAAGAUGCGCGGGUUGUGGGAUCUCAGACGCGGAGGCAACUGGGAUUCAUCCUCCACCACCGGAUCCCACGAGGACCCAAAAGCACACUGGGAAUUGGCCAUUCCAAAUUGGGAGUAAAAAGGGGGAAAAUCCCCCCCAAAAAAGACACAGGUCAAAUAUUAAAAUAUUAAUCGUCAUUGUUUACUCAUCCUUAUGUUGUUACAAACACAAAAGCAGAUUGUACCGUUUCAAUUACCAUCAUUCACUUUUAUUGUAUGGACAAAAUAUGUGCUGUGAAUGGUGACUGAGGCUGUCAAUCCCUAAAAUUCUGACAAGCAUCUCCUUUUGUGUUCCCUGGAAAGAAUAAAGUCAUACGGAUUUGAAACAACAUGAGGGGGAGUAAAUGAUGACCGAAUUUUCAUUUUUGGGUGAACUAUCCCUUUAAUGCAUAAUAAACUACUAAAAUAAACUAAUAAUGAACAAUAGUGUAUUUAUAAAUUAACAUUA
Myxocyprinus asiaticus (Chinese sucker) is the source of this 5955-nucleotide messenger RNA. RefSeq names its product endoplasmic reticulum mannosyl-oligosaccharide 1,2-alpha-mannosidase-like. Gene Ontology annotation, molecular function: mannosyl-oligosaccharide 1,2-alpha-mannosidase activity; calcium ion binding. NCBI's taxonomy places the organism in Eukaryota, Metazoa, Chordata, Actinopteri, Cypriniformes, Catostomidae. Gene Ontology annotation, biological process: N-glycan processing; carbohydrate metabolic process. The transcript has 14 exons. The record is from RefSeq and is a predicted model, not a curated record. Gene Ontology annotation, cellular component: membrane; endoplasmic reticulum. Bases 353 to 2374 code for a protein of 673 amino acids.